CGUUUUCAAACUGCGCCUGUAAAGAAAGUUCUCCCACCAACUGUCGUUCAGCCAUGCCUCCAUCAGGUAGCAUGCGCCGUGUCAGCUCCCUUCUUAUACGGCUAGGAAAUCAGGGCGCAGAAUCAGCAAUCAGCGCUGGCUUUCGGCAUCUUCGCGGUGGGAUUCUGGGAUUGCCCGGCGCUGUAUCAGCGAGCUCAGGCGCAGCUAUUACGAAUUCUGCCCGUGAAACAUCUAUCAAUCGCGGAUUUGCGUCCAGCGGUAGCAUUAGGGAUGCCGAUAUGUUUGAGAUGGCCGACGACAGCGUUUCUGUCGACAGCAUAAUGUAUCCCCAGCCACAGAUUGCUGAGGCCGCUGGCGCUUCGGGGAUAAACAUCACAGACAGCACCGAAAUUCACCCAGCUUUCGUUACCAUUUGCCCGCACGGGCAUUCCGACUUGCGGUCUGCCGCACUGUCCAUGCGGCAUGCACCCGGAAUGGAUGCGAUUCGCGUGGAGCCCGCAGGCGGUGCUGACGAUUCCGCCAGUGCAAGCUUAGCUCUCACACCAUCAGCACUGCUGCAACAAAGCAUAUCUCCCACCGCGUUGACACUACCCAUCAAUUGUCACCCUUGCCACCCUUGCUAUCGGCCUGUACGCAGUGUUUUUUUUUAA
Messenger RNA from Volvox carteri f. nagariensis, 650 nucleotides. RefSeq lists its product as uncharacterized. Lineage: Eukaryota; Viridiplantae; Chlorophyta; Chlorophyceae; Chlamydomonadales; Volvocaceae. The transcript is spliced from 2 exons. Bases 54 to 650 code for a protein of 198 amino acids. The record is from RefSeq and is a predicted model, not a curated record.